AGUUAGCGACAAUUACCACAGCUCCGCAGCAAAUAGCACGUUUCGUAUAACGCAUUUAGAGUUGGCUCGUCCAAUCGGGAGUCUGCAUUAUCGUCUAUAACAUUCUUAGUGCGGUAAUUAGCCUAUCAAAAUACCAGAAACGUCGGAUAAUUAUCGACUUGAGCUAAGAUGAAGUGAAGCUGAAGCUGAAAUAACACACACACACAUCAGGGCCGGCAACAGUCGGCAUCGCAUUACAGAAUGAUGCCUCUCGCACCCAUUCCAGUUCUACCUGUAUGCUCCAAACCGAAAUUGGGUUUUUCUAUUGAAUCUAUCGUUGGUAAAGAAUCGGGCGAAACUUCACCCGUACGGGAAUGUAAUAGAAAUGAAACUAAAUCACUGAGUCCACCACCCGCUCACGUUAGGUCGCCAACGCAUUGUAGGAAUGAACAACCUGUGAUUCCUGUACCGACUUUCCCUGUGGUUUCCAACACUCCCGCUGCAUACCUGGACAGUUUGUGUGGAGUCAGAUCGGGAAUUUAUGCCGAUACGCAGUAUGCCGGCCAAGUGGGACUUAAUUCUUGUCCACCCCAACUUCAACCUGUGUCACCGUUUCUGCUGGGCAGAGAAACUUAUCCCUUAUAUCCUUGGUUGUUGACGCGGCAUCCGAGAUUCUUACCUCAUAGAAUACCAGGUCCGGAUGGAUCGGGUUUUCUUCUACAUCCGUUCAGAAAGCCAAAAAGGAUCAGGACAGCAUUUUCACCCUCUCAAUUAUUGAAAUUAGAACAUGCAUUCGAGAAGAACCAUUACGUGGUUGGAGCUGAAAGGAAACAAUUGGCUCAAAGUCUAAGUUUAACCGAAACGCAAGUUAAAGUAUGGUUUCAAAAUCGCCGGACUAAACAUAAGAGACAGAAACAAGAAGAGGAACAAACCAGUCGACAGACAGAUCAGAAAUCAUCACAGAAUUCUUUAAAUUCUUCCGGAUCUAGUGACGAUCACCAGACAGCUACUUCACCAAAGAUACACACAAAAUGGAAAGCUGAUAAUCACGGCGAAGAUUCACCCUUAGAAAUCCAAACAACGACACCACCUCCGUGAGAAUAAAGAAUAAAAACAUUCACAUGCUUGCAGCAUGCCCCUACUUAAAAUCAACGGGCGGAUGGAUGGUACCCCUGUUUCCUCUUUUCCCCAUAUUGCCAGUUCCUAUAUAAGGCAUCGUGUACAAAGAAAAACCAAAAGCUACACAAGUCACACACACACACACAUCCCCUCUUUCACCCCCCAUGUCUUGUCUACCUUUCUGGUGUGUUCCAUGUAUCCCUGUGUCUACGGUUCAGUGAAUCUCUUCUGGUGACUGACAUCUAAACUUAUGAGACAUCAUUCUGCUUACGAAUACAGAUAAAAAACAAAGGUGUUUUUUUGUAUAAGGAAAGAAAACACAUCCUUGGACUUGUCAUCAAAGUGUAGUCCUAUAUCCUUAGUAUAUAUUUAAAGCUACAUAGCUACGGAUAUAGAGGUGAAAACACAAAUAAUUAUACCAGAAGUAGGAAAUUUAUAAGCUUAGAACAAGUAGGAAUUUAAAAAAAAAACAAGUGUUUUGUGGAUAAAAAUUGAAUAUGUGCAAACAAAAAUUGGAAAAAAAAAUAUACAG
This is a messenger RNA of Centruroides sculpturatus (bark scorpion), 1630 nucleotides long. Its product is annotated as homeobox protein EMX2-like. The coding region runs from base 241 to 1077 and encodes 278 amino acids. The transcript is spliced from 3 exons. Gene Ontology annotation, biological process: regulation of DNA-templated transcription; central nervous system development; neuron differentiation. The record is from RefSeq and is a predicted model, not a curated record. Gene Ontology annotation, molecular function: DNA-binding transcription factor activity, RNA polymerase II-specific; DNA binding. NCBI's taxonomy places the organism in Eukaryota, Metazoa, Arthropoda, Arachnida, Scorpiones, Buthidae.